Phaethon lepturus (White-tailed tropicbird) is the source of this 918-nucleotide messenger RNA. RefSeq names its product nuclear factor, erythroid 2-like 3 (gene NFE2L3). Gene Ontology annotation, cellular component: nucleus. The record is from RefSeq and is a predicted model, not a curated record. Lineage: Eukaryota; Metazoa; Chordata; Aves; Phaethontiformes; Phaethontidae. Gene Ontology annotation, biological process: regulation of transcription by RNA polymerase II. Gene Ontology annotation, molecular function: RNA polymerase II cis-regulatory region sequence-specific DNA binding; DNA-binding transcription factor activity, RNA polymerase II-specific.
AUGAGAAACCUAACGGCCCAUGAUGAUAAUUUUGAUGAAAUUAAACUCAUGUCUUUGGCUUUGGAGGAAGGCUUUGAUCCUAUAGAAGUUUCUCAGCUCUUUGAAGUGCCUUUGAAUUCAAGUCACAGCACUGCCUCUUACUCAGUCCGCAGUGAAGGUGCUGUUGGAUACAGCAGUGAUGUUAAAUCUUUUUCUUCGCAUGGCUUAGAAGCCGUUGGUGGCCAUAGCCAAGAACACAGUAAAUACGGCAAAAUGGAAAUUCCAAGUGAUUCAGAAUGUUCUAGAGAAGCCACGCUUCAGCAGUUUCUUCAUAACCACGCUUAUAAUCAGCUGCCAAGUCAAGCAGCAUCCACUCUGGAGCAUCAGCAGCACAUGUGGAUGGAGAAACCAAACGAAGUAAAGGAUAGGUGCCAUAAUUCUACUGAUAAAAACCUUAGGAGCGAUGAACACCAUGCAAAAGCUCUGAGAAUACCAUUUUCGGUAGAUGAAAUCGUGAGCAUGCCCGUUGACUCUUUCAACACCAUGCUAGCAAAGAACCAUCUGACAGAUAGUCAGGUGUCACUUCUACGUGAUAUCAGACGAAGAGGAAAAAACAAAGUUGCUGCCCAAAAUUGUCGUAAACGUAAACUGAAUGCAAUCCUUAACUUGGAAGAAGACGUAUGUAAUCUUCAAACACAAAAGGAGAGCCUUAAAAAGGAGCACUCUCAGUGUAGCAGAUCAAUCAGCCGGAUGAAGCAAAAGUUAAAGCACCUGUACCGUGACAUUUUCAGUCGAUUGAGGGAUGACCAGGGCAGACCCGUUAACCCGUGCCAAUAUGUUAUUCACUGCAGUAGCGAUGGCAGAGUUUUCGUAAUACCAAAACACUUGGUCAAACCAGAACAGAAACAAGGUAACGGAAAAGAACAGAAACAAAAAUAA